Messenger RNA from Prosopis cineraria, 1663 nucleotides. RefSeq lists its product as uncharacterized. Lineage: Eukaryota; Viridiplantae; Streptophyta; Magnoliopsida; Fabales; Fabaceae. Bases 209 to 1534 code for a protein of 441 amino acids. The transcript is spliced from 6 exons. The record is from RefSeq and is a predicted model, not a curated record. Gene Ontology annotation, molecular function: lipid binding.
UAUUUCCCUUGAAAAGUAAAAAUGCUUUUCCGUUCGGCUCACUAGUCACGAAAAAUGACCAUGCUUUCGUUCCCGGAUUGAGACGGAGGCAUCCAUGUAGUUCGAAUUUGUUUCCUCAGGGACAGAUAGAGAAGAAGAAGAGCCAUCCUUCAGUUUUUUGGGUUAACUUUCCUGCUAAUUUUCUCGGGAAAAUUUUCUGCCCGGAAAUAUGGGAGAGCCUUUCUUUGAUCUCAUGGAGUUUUUGAAGAAACCCUCAAUAACCGAGACAUUAGUCGACAUUCUGCUAUGUGCAGUCCCGAUUUGGCUCGCCGUCAUGAUCGGCAUGCUCAUCGGCUGGUCAUGGAGGCCCCGGUGGACGGGAAUCGUGUUCCUCGGUCUCCGUGGUAAGUUUCGGUUCCUCUGGACGGCUCCACCGGGCUUUGGCGCUCGGAGGUUAUGGUUGGCAUUUACAGCGCUGUCUGCGUUCUCCAUUUGCCGCACAAUUUGGUCCAAUUUCAAGCGGAAGGGCAAAGGACAAACUGCAUGGCCACCGGAACAGGAGAAUGUAGCGGCGGCAAUGCCCAAGUUUGGAGAGGGAAGCGUUGAGGCUGCUGGGUCCUCUGUUAAAUCUUGGGAGAAAGAGCAGGAUGUUACUGAGGCUGAUUUGGAGCAUCUCCUUCAUCUUUUUGAAGGGAAAGAUGGAGUGAUGGACUGGCAAAGUUUGAUGGAGAGGUCAACACCGAACAUGGCUUACCAAGCUUGGCGUCAUGAACCUGAGACUGGUCCUACAGUUUACCGCAGUAGAACUGUCUUUGAAGAUGCAACACCUGAGCUGGUCCGGGAUUUCUUCUGGGAUGAUGACUUCCGCCCUAAAUGGGAUCCUAUGCUGGCAUACUGCAAUGUAUUGAAGGACUCUUCUCAUACAGGGACAAUGAUUGUUCACUGGAUUAAAAAGUUCCCCUUUUUCUGUAGUGAUCGAGAAUAUGUUAUUGCUCGAAGAAUAUGGGAGGCUGGAAAUUCAUACUAUUGUGUGACAAAGGGGGUGCAUUAUCCAAGUUUACCCAAGCGAGACAAGCCCAGACGAGUAGAGCUUUAUUUUUCUAGUUGGGUCAUCAAACCUGUGGAAUCUCGCAAAGGAGAUGGACAGAUGUCUGCCUCUGAGGUUACCCUUUUACAUUAUGAAGACAUGGGGAUCCCCAAAGAUGUUGCGAAGCUGGGUGUUCGCCAUGGGAUGUGGGGGGCAGUUAAGAAACUUGACUCUGGAAUGAGAGCUUAUCAGAAUGCCAGGAAAACAGAGGCAUCCUUGUCAAGAUGCGCACUGAAUGCGAGAAUCACGACCAAGAUUACUAUAGACAAUAUGGAGUCCUCAGGGCCUUUUGUGGGGCAGGAAGAGAAGGAUCAAGCCCUUAGGAAUAGUAGAAUGCAGGAUGGUCCUGGCGUGGACUGGAAGUGGUUGGCUAUUGGUGGCGCUGUUGCUCUGGUUUUGGGUAUUCACGGUGGUGCUGUAGGGAAAGUAUUGUUAAUGGGUGCAGGGCGCAGAAUUGCACGGGGCUGAUUGAUGGAGGAUCUACGAAGCACAGAUUUUAUUUGCUUCCGUUUUGUAGGUUCAAUAUAAUUGUAAUAUAUAUGACAGUAUAUUCAUUUGUAUUUGAUAAUGUACUUGUGCGAUUUUUUUUUUCCUCUA